GAGAGAGGGGAGGGGUUAGGGGAUGAAGAGGAGGUGAUGAUGGGGGAGCCCAAGGUGUCGACGAUGGCCAUGGCAAAUAGGGAGAGAGAUCGGGAGCUGCUCAUCGCCGUCGCCGGCGAAUCCUCCGACGACCCCGAUUCCAAGCCCUCCUCCUCCGCCGCCGCCGCCGCCGCCCACCACCACCACCACCACUCGGGCCGAGAGGCAUUUCAUAAUGUUCUUCGCAGCUGGGCUUCAAAAAAGUUCAUGACUGGAUGUGUGAUCCUCUUUCCAAUAGCAGUUACCUUCUAUAUCACAUGGUGGUUUAUUCACUUUGUGGAUGGAUUUUUCUCUCCAAUAUAUGCUCAACUUUCGAUCAACAUAUUCGGACUUGGCUUCAUAACUUCCAUAACUUUUAUAUUUUUGGUUGGAGUGUUCAUGUCCUCAUGGGUGGGGGCAUCUCUUCUUAGCCUUGGAGAGUGGUUUAUCAAGAGAAUGCCAUUUGUUCGCCAUAUUUACAAUGCAUCCAAGCAAAUUAGCACUGCAAUAUCACCUGAUCAGAACACACAAGCCUUCAAGGAAGUGGCUAUUAUAAGGCACCCUAGGAUUGGUGAAUACGCAUUUGGAUUCAUUACUUCAGCAGUUGUUCUUCAGAGUUAUUCAGGUGACGAGGAGCUAUGCUGUGUCUAUGUUCCAACCAACCAUCUCUAUAUUGGUGAUAUUUUUCUCGUCAACUCUAAGGACGUUAUUAGGCCGAACUUAUCUGUCCGUGAAGGAAUUGAGAUUGUAGUCUCAGGCGGCAUGUCAAUGCCCCAAAUUCUUGCGACUUUGGAUCAGCAAAGGAUCCAAGUCGACAGAUCCAGAUCUAAUCGGAGCUGAGACUGCGGACUUCACUUUCAAUUUUUUAAGCUUAAUCUGUCAGAAUUAGCUACAUAGGUUUCCCUCUUUAUUUCAGACUCAGUUUGUAUUGGAUUUUGUGCUUGCCGGGCAGAUUCUUAUGGGUAUGUAAAAGAAAAUUCUCCUAGAUUUUUAUUGGUGUGUAAAAUGUAAGGUGAAGCAAGUCUAGUAUAGUUCCUGUAUGAUAUUUAUUGUUAACAGUCUGCAUUGCAGCUCGAGAAAAUUAUGUUUUGAAUUUUGCCUUCAAGAUUUUGUAA
Messenger RNA from Ananas comosus (pineapple), 1133 nucleotides. Its product is annotated as protein LIKE COV 1-like. Gene Ontology annotation, biological process: stem vascular tissue pattern formation. NCBI's taxonomy places the organism in Eukaryota, Viridiplantae, Streptophyta, Magnoliopsida, Poales, Bromeliaceae. The transcript is spliced from 7 exons. Bases 37 to 858 code for a protein of 273 amino acids. Gene Ontology annotation, cellular component: Golgi apparatus. The record is from RefSeq and is a predicted model, not a curated record.